This is a messenger RNA of Purpureocillium takamizusanense, 1137 nucleotides long. It is a transcript of the gene BNA7, whose product is annotated as Arylformamidase. The transcript has 2 exons. The record is from RefSeq and is a predicted model, not a curated record. NCBI's taxonomy places the organism in Eukaryota, Fungi, Ascomycota, Sordariomycetes, Hypocreales, Ophiocordycipitaceae. Gene Ontology annotation, molecular function: arylformamidase activity. The coding region runs from base 1 to 1137 and encodes 378 amino acids.
AUGAGACCUCGAGACACGGCUGUCCCUUUUGCGCGAACCCGGCCGCGGCACGAGGCGGCCGCGGCUAUGUCCCGCAAUGCGCGGCGUGUCCUGCGCUCCCUCCGCGCCCCGCUGAUAGUCACGAAGUACGAGGUACAGUGCCGCCCGGCGUGUCGCUCCCGACGGCACCUAACCACCGCGCAUGUCUCCCACCAACGUCUUCUCCUGUCACGACCGUCAACCACGGAGCCCGACCACGCGAUUCCGCCCACGCGCGACACAGACGACGACAUGGCGCAACCUGAACAGAUUACAGGCCUCGACUACAGCUGUCAUCAGUACGGCGACCACGCGCUGCAGCGCGUCGGCAUUUGGCAGCCAACGCCGCGGCGUCAUCACGGAUACUGGGUCAUUUACCUUCACGGCGGCGCGUGGCGCGACCCUCGCAACACGCACCUAAAUUUCGUGCCAUCUAUCAAGCAAAUCCAGUCCAACUUUGACGCGGCAGUUCGCGGCUACAUUAGCGUCGACUACCGCCUUUCUCCGCAUCAAGACUAUCCUCAAGACCCCGCGCAAACGCCCAAGCCAGAGUUGCGCAUCGCGAAGCAUCCAGACCAUGUUCUGGACAUUCGCGCUGCCCUCCAUUUCCUUGAUACCGAGUACCAGAUCUCUCGAGGUUAUAUUCUCGUCGGGCACUCGGCCGGUGCAAUGCUUGCGUUCCAGGCACUCAUGGGCCAGUCCGCACUCGCAAGACAGCAGCCGCGGGGGCCCAUCCCGCUGCCAGUAGCCAUCAUUGGCAUCUCGGGCAUCUAUGACCUCGUAGGUCUGAAUAGCAGGAAAGAGGGCUACGACGGCUUCAUCAGUGCUGCUUUUGGUAAAGACCAAAAGGUCUGGCAGGCGGCGUCGCCAGCGACUUUUGGUGGCAGCUUCAAGGAGACCUGGUCCGGUUCUCCACUGGCGAUCCUCGCCCACUCGCCUGAAGAUACCCUCGUCGACAUGCCGGAGAUUGAUUCCAUGGCGGCGAAGCUGUCAGAGGACGGCAUCAACAUCGUUGCCGUCAGAGAUCUGUCUGGCGAGCACGAUGAAGUAUGGAAGGACGGGUCCCAGCUUGCAAGCCUGGUCGCACAAGCUCUUCAGCGCCUGUCGUCGGCUGGAUAA